AUGGGCUCGCUAGAGGCUGCACACAGGCAUAGGGAUCAUCUCCCUGCUAUUGGUUUUCUAGGAUCUAGAGGUCCCGCCACAUCUCCUGCUCCUCUCGUCAGUCCGACAGCAAUGUAUCCGAAUAACCCUCUACCGUUCUCAUACUCGACGACGCCAACAAGCGCUGGACCCGGAUAUAUCUCGCCACCGGAACCACGACGUGCGGAGGAUGAGAAAGAGAAAGCGCCACGGCAGUCACUUCCAUCUAUACAUGAAGCGUUAGGAAACGACAAUCCUCUACCAUACCCCGCUCCAACCUCCGCACCUCCUCAGCAACCCAACAGUGCGCCACCUCCGCAUCACCUCUCCUCUAACUUUGUCGGACGUUCGAGUGGGGAAGGGCCAUCAGGUCCGCCUAAUCCGUUUUCAAAUGGAAGCUCCUUCCUCCGCGAAUCAUCACUAUCACACCAGCCACAACUACAGACCGAGCCGUCACGUUCAAGUUUAGCAUCAUUGAAUACGACCGACUCGAGGAAUGCUUCUCUCCACUCAAUCAGCUCAGGGAAAUCGCCGACGCAAAGUGCAAGCACUGGAAUUACUUCGAUAAAUGGUUCGCAGACGGGGCCAGCAUAUGACUACAAUGCUCCACCAUCAGCAGGGAGCGUUGCCUCGCCUAGCGGGUAUAGCGGUUUCUCACAACCUUAUCCAUUCCAGUCGCAACCUCCACCCGGAGCGCCUGUGUAUCCGGCUGCAGCAUACGAAUCGCGGCCUUACGAAGUGAAAAGCGGGAUUCCAGGGCCUUUCGGUCACCAGAACGACUCUGCAAAGCGCCACCUUGAUGUCUAUGAUAUCGAGUCAUCACUGACUGAGAUGGUUGACUUAAACACCCGGACAUUAGACUUCUCACGUCACUAUGCAAACAAAGCACACCAGUCUCGUUCUGGGCCUGUGAUGGGAGCUUUGCCUUCGCUUCACGAGGUGGAAGAGAUGAUCAACAUUCAGCGGCGGAAUUACGACGCUCUGAUGCGCGUAAGAGCUGCAAUAUACAAUCAAGAGCAUGCCAUGGCUGAGCAGAUGGCACAGCGAAAAGCGUUCAAGUUUGGCCACGAUGAUGACCGGAUGGCGAUGUACCAGGAGGAGUUCAAGAACAGCGGCGGGUUUGGGCCUGACUCGAAGAAACGACGAGGCAAAGCUGCUCCUCCCGGACGAUGCCAUAGUUGCAACCGUGCGGAAACGCCGGAAUGGCGCCGCGGCCCCGAUGGCGCGCGGACUCUCUGCAACGCGUGCGGUUUACACUACGCAAAGCUGACCCGCAAAAUGGGCGCCAAACAGGCGGCAGGGUUGGGGUCGAACCUCAAACCUAAAACCAUCGACUCCGUCUCACCGCGGAGUCAUUAA
Aspergillus mulundensis is the source of this 1377-nucleotide messenger RNA. It is a transcript of the gene nsdD, whose product is annotated as GATA-type sexual development transcription factor NsdD. Gene Ontology annotation, biological process: regulation of DNA-templated transcription. The transcript has 4 exons. Gene Ontology annotation, molecular function: sequence-specific DNA binding; zinc ion binding. NCBI's taxonomy places the organism in Eukaryota, Fungi, Ascomycota, Eurotiomycetes, Eurotiales, Aspergillaceae. The record is from RefSeq and is a predicted model, not a curated record. Bases 1 to 1377 code for a protein of 458 amino acids.